This is a messenger RNA of Phycomyces blakesleeanus NRRL 1555(-), 684 nucleotides long. RefSeq lists its product as hypothetical. The record is from RefSeq and is a predicted model, not a curated record. The transcript is spliced from 2 exons. NCBI's taxonomy places the organism in Eukaryota, Fungi, Mucoromycota, Mucoromycetes, Mucorales, Phycomycetaceae. Bases 1 to 684 code for a protein of 227 amino acids.
AUGGCUAACAAGGAAACCUACACGAUCAACAACACCAACAACAAAAUACUAAAUGACAGCUGGAUAUCACGCUUGCUACACAGAUCGGGUCAGACGGCGUCUCCGUCAAGCCCGUCGAUCCAGUUCAUAUCAACCUUUGUGCCCAUGGAUCGAUCGCCCCUGACACUGGUGCCUCGAGCUGAGAUUCUCAACGACCCCGAGCGCAGAAGAGGCGUGGACGAGGUUGAUCUCUGGGAGCAAAAGCAAAAGCAACAUUCCGCCGUCUGGAGAUUCCCGGCAAAAGACUAUCCAGAGUCGCCAGAUGCAGGGCCGUCCACAUUCUCCAGACUUCGCCAGAUGCAAACAAAUUAUGAAGAUCAUCCAGACUCAAGCACCACAAUAAGACUCAAUUCACGUCCAAUAAUGAAGUCGCAUGGGUCAAACGGAUCGGACGGAUCAAACGGAUCGGACGAAACUGUUGUCAUUAUAGACCAACAGCAGGCUUCUGGUAGCUCAAAUUCUGAACCCGGAGUAGAAGACGACAGACCGUUUUCAGAAUUUGCAUCUACUGUCAUUCACUGCAACAGUAUCCGGACCUCGAGCCACAUGAGCGAUGUGACCAUGGCACGUGAAGUGCUCAAAGCCAGUAAACUGCACAAUAGCAGCAGUCAAUGGUUUGGCCCGUCUGGCAGCAGAAGUCUCUAA